AUGGGUUUUGUGAGGAAGUGUAAGAGAGUAUGGGGAAACAAAAACAGGUUGCAUCCAGAACACAGUUACAAAAAGCAAAGAGAUAAUACUAAGAAACCACCAAUUAAUGGUUGUGUUUGUGUCUAUGUUGGAGAUGAGAGACAAAGAUUUAUAAUCAAGAUCAAAAUAUUCAACCACCCUUUGUUCAAAACUCUUUUAGAAGAUGUUGAGAAUGAAUAUGGAUAUGGAAAGGAAGGUCCUCUAUGGCUUCCUUGUGAUGUUGAAUUUUUCUGUGAAGCACUUGAGGAGAUAGAGGGUUCUGUGGAUGAGAUGAGUUUUGUUGGUUGCAAUUUUCCAAUGAGUCAUAAAUUUAGUCCAGUUCAUAAUUAUCAGGUUUUGGUAUGA
Molecule: messenger RNA, 384 nt
Organism: Vicia villosa (hairy vetch)
Lineage: Eukaryota; Viridiplantae; Streptophyta; Magnoliopsida; Fabales; Fabaceae
Product: auxin-responsive protein SAUR71-like
Exons: 1
Coding region: 1-384 (127 amino acids)
Biological process (GO): response to auxin
Source: RefSeq, a predicted model, not a curated record